AUGGCCAAGUACCAGGCCGACAAGCUGCAGCGAUGGUCGCUAGUGAUGUCGACCUUCCCGUACAUCAUUGGUGCGUCUCGGGUGACGCGAACGGAUUUCGAGUGGCCGACAGCCGCUACGAUCAGCGGCAUCCAACGUUCAACCAUGGAAGGGGGAGGGACCCCCCUAAACGACGUGGAUUGGGACGACGACUCCCAUUUUUACGUGGCCCCAGACGGACGAAUCUGGAUCCCAGACGGUGCUGUCGACCUACAGCAGCGGAUUUGUGUGAUCGCUCACCAAGGAGCCAGCGGUCACCGUCGCAUCGCAGCGACAACCAAGUCGGUGUCCGACAAGUUUGUGUGGAAGACGCUUACCACGGACGUCGAAGCGUUCGUGCGUGCCUGUUUGCACUGCCUGUACAUUGACGGAGAAAUGGUUCCCCGUCCAUUCGAGCUGGCGGCGCGCUGCCUGCUAUUGGCAGACGUUGGGGUCACGGGGAUGCUCGUGUCCGCCGGGGAAAGAACCAACUUCUUCGCCGCGCCAAAGCUUCCGCCUGCCAGCUUGCGCGGAUUGUUCGUGGAUUCCACCGCCACAAGCUUCAAUUUGAACAAAAAUUCAUGUGAACCAGACCACGUGGCGGUGGCAUUGCGAGCGGCGACAUCUCGGCAGUUCAAAGAUCUCCACCUCGGCUCGCUUGUGACAGACGACGUGUACGCCGCCAUCGUCCUCUGCUUGACCGCUUGCAAUAGCAGCCUUCGCACACUCGACCUCUCCCGCAGCCGCCGCUUCUCCACGUACGGGUUCGCCGUUACAGGAAGUGGUAUGAGAUACCCUCGGCGACGGCAACGUCCAACGGCGACUUGGUUUCACCAACAAAUACUGGUUGCGUUGGACGGCGUCGACGGACUCCCUAACGUGGCAACACACUCGAUCCGCAAGGGCACCGUGACGUUCGAAACGUCAGGCUGCACCACGGGUUACAUUCAUUACGCGCCUGCGGGGGACCAGUACACCAGUCGCAUCGCUUCGAGAUUGCCCGAAUCUAGCACCGCGUUAGGCAUGCAGCCUCCGCAUUUUGGUGCGCAGGACGAUCCCGUGGUUACUGUGAUGCGCCGAAUGGAGGACAUUUUCGAAGCCGAAACUGGUGCCAAGCCACACGACCACGACCGUCCAUCCGAUCGCUACGUGACCGAGUCGUUUGAUGCGUGCUUGGGCCACAACGGACUGGACGUAACAAGAAGCGCAAACGCGACGAGACGGUAUCAGGAAUUCCCCACAAAAUGA
Aphanomyces astaci is the source of this 1266-nucleotide messenger RNA. RefSeq lists its product as hypothetical. The coding region runs from base 1 to 1266 and encodes 421 amino acids. The record is from RefSeq and is a predicted model, not a curated record. Lineage: Eukaryota; Oomycota; Saprolegniomycetes; Saprolegniales; Verrucalvaceae. The transcript is spliced from 3 exons.